Messenger RNA from Annulohypoxylon truncatum, 1804 nucleotides. RefSeq lists its product as uncharacterized. The transcript has 2 exons. NCBI's taxonomy places the organism in Eukaryota, Fungi, Ascomycota, Sordariomycetes, Xylariales, Hypoxylaceae. Gene Ontology annotation, cellular component: extracellular region. The record is from RefSeq and is a predicted model, not a curated record. The coding region runs from base 197 to 1636 and encodes 479 amino acids.
GGGUUACGGCAUCUUGACCCGAACCGCCUUAUCGUCGGGACCUUGGUCUGCGUUCGCGGCAUGAAUACUUAAGGAUCGUCCGGGAGCGCCUAACUUCUCAGCCAGCUUCCUCUCCUCUGUCCCUCACGCCCGAAAAACGAAGAUCACAAGGAUCUGCAAUCGCAAAGUCAACCCCGGGACAGAACACCAAACCAAGAUGAGGUACUCUCUGAACGCAGUCGCCCUCGCGGCGCUCUCCAGCUACGCGGUAGCCAAGGAGAUGGCGCCAGACGAGACGUUGGCCGCAGAGCUCUUCGACAGCGGCAUCCGACACGAGACCAUCAUGGCGACUAAAGAGUCAUACUGGGCCGGCCGCAGAGCCCAAGGACUCUUCGACUCCUCACAAUACAAGAGCAUGGACGCCUCCGUCGCCUCAGUCCCCUGCACCGACGGCGUCGCGGAACUCGUGGCCGGCGACCCGCUCUACACCUUCAAGUGCAGCAAGCUAGACCUGUACGACUUCCAAUCGCACGCGGACCUCGGCAGCAACGGCGGCGAGGGCUCCGGAUCAUGGGGAUGGACGAGCCCCGACGGCCGGGAAUUCGUCGCCAUCGCGCAAUCCGACGGCGCCGCCUUCGCGGAGAUCAGCCCCGAGGGCAAGCUCGUGUACCUGGGCCGGCUACCCCAAUACCCGACCGCCCAGCCGUCGCUAUGGCGCGAGAUCAAGGGGCUCAAGAGCCUGAUCGUGGUCGGGUCCGAGGCCGUGAACCACGGCAUCCAGGUGUUCGACAUGGCGAAGCUGCUGGACGUCGACCCGGCGCACCCGGUGACCUUCAACAACGAGGACGACAUCGCGUACUUCGACGGCCUGCCGACGGGGCGCUCGCACACGGUGCAGACGAACGAGGAGCUGAACUACGCGGUGGCGUCGGGCGCGCAGCCGCGCAACUCGAGCUGCGCCUCGGGUUUGAUCUUCAUCGACCUGUCGGACCUGUCGAACCUCACCUCGCCCGGGUGCGCGGCGGCCGACGGCUACGUGCACGACGCGCAGUGCCUCGUGUACCGGGGCCCCGACGAGAAGUACGUCGGCGAGGACAUCUGCUACGGCUACAAUGAGGACACGCUGACGAUCUACAACGUGACGGACAAGGCGGCGCCCAGCGUGAUCUCGCGCACGUCCUACGAGGGCGCGAGCUACACGCAUCAGGGCUGGGUGCUCGACACCCAGUGGCAGCAGUACCUCGUGCUCGACGACGAGUACGACGAGUACGACGGCGCCGGCCUCGGCGCCGCGGGGUAUCCCAUCACGUAUAUCUGGGACAUCUCGUCGCUGGAGGCGCCGAAGCAGACGGGCUACUACCAGGCCUCGCGCAAGGGCAUCGACCACAACCAAUUUGUCGACGGCGACUUCGUGUACCAGAGCAACUACGGCGGCGGCCUGCAUAUCUUAGAUAUUUCGUCCAUCCCGUCCGAUCCGACUGGCAAGAGCGUCAGCGAGGUGGCUUACUUCGAUAUCUACCCCGAGGACGAUGAGGAGGAGGGCGGUGGCCAAAUCGAGUUCCAGGGUACUUGGAGCCACUACCCUUACUUCAAGAGCGGGUACAUCAUGAUCAACACGAUUGAGCGUGGUGCUUAUGUUGUUAAGCUGUCUUCCUAAAGGAGGACUCCGUCAACGGGAAAGGAGGCGAAGGGUUGAUUAUUUGAACUAGUCUUAGCGGGAUAGAUAUAAUCUUACGAAAUACUUCAAAACAUUGUUUGGUCUCUUCCACCUUUGGUGAUGAUACAGUGUGUAGAGUACCUUACGGCUGCUAUGACUCAUCUGAUA